Messenger RNA from Gloeophyllum trabeum ATCC 11539, 1494 nucleotides. Its product is annotated as Nop domain-containing protein. Gene Ontology annotation, biological process: spliceosomal tri-snRNP complex assembly; mRNA splicing, via spliceosome. The transcript has 10 exons. Gene Ontology annotation, cellular component: U4 snRNP; U4/U6 x U5 tri-snRNP complex; precatalytic spliceosome. The record is from RefSeq and is a predicted model, not a curated record. The coding region runs from base 1 to 1494 and encodes 497 amino acids. NCBI's taxonomy places the organism in Eukaryota, Fungi, Basidiomycota, Agaricomycetes, Gloeophyllales, Gloeophyllaceae.
AUGAGCGACGACGACGACGACGACGGCGAGGGCGAGGGCGAAGGGGGUGAAGGAGAGGAGAACGACGACGACGCGAAGGUCGGCACGCUGGUCAUGGCCGGCGGGAUGAAGCCCGCGGAGGAGCUCGACGCGGAGGAGGUGCAGCGCAUGGAGCUCGGCGGCGUCGAGGACGUCGGCCAGGUGGCGAAGCUCGAGGGGAGCAAGCGCAUGAAGGAGAUAUUGAAGGAAAUCGAGAAGUACCAGUCCGCGCCGACGCCCGCCGCGUCCAUGUCCACCCUGCCCGCGCACGAGAACCCCGAGUAUAACCUCAUCGUGCAGGCGAACAACUUGUCGGUCGACGUGGACAAUGAGAUCCUGGUCUUCAUCCGCGAUCACUAUGCCACAAAGUUCCCGGAGCUCGAGCAGCUCGUCACAGACCCCGCGAUGUACAUUCGCGCCGUCCGUGCGCUGGGCAACGCAGAGGAUCCUACCAAAGUCGACCUCGCCGGUGUACUCCCCCCAGCAGUCAUCAUGAGUGUCCUAGUCACAGCCACGACAACCUCGGGGCACCAACUAACGGACGCGCAAUACGCCGCUGUCCAGCGAGCAUGCGACCUCGCCGACCGCUUGGAAGAAGCCCGGAAAAAGAUUUUCAUGUACGUGAGCUCGAGAAUGAAUGUGUUGGCGCCGAACCUAUCAGCUAUUGUUGGUACUACUACAGCAGCGAAGUUGUUGGGUGUCGCCGGCGGUCUCAGUGGUCUGGCUAAAAUGCCCGCGUGCAAUGUCCAUUUGUUGGGAGCGCAGAAGAAGAUUGCCGCUGGAUUUUCUACCGCGACGCAGAAGCGGCACACUGGUUUCGUAUUCCAGUCAGAAGUGGUACAACACACCCCACCGGAUUUCCAGUCCAAGAUUCAGCGGACAGUUGGUGCCAAGUGCGUGCUCGCUGCGCGGAUGGACCUGGAGCGCAGAAGAACGGACGGGAGCUACGGCUCGGAACUGCGGGAGAAAAUCGAGAAGCAGAUAGAUCGCCUCGCGGCGCCUCUCCCGCCCAAGGUUAUCAAGGCUUUACCAGUUCCCAACGACGGUCCUAAGAAGAGGCGCGGUGGUCGACGUGCGCGGAAAGCAAAGGAGGCAUAUGCGCAGACAGAACUGCGGAAGCUGCAGAACCGGAUGGCGUUUGGCCAGCCGGAAGAAGAAGUCGGCGCGUUCGACCAGACGAAGGGUCUCGGAAUGAUUGGUGUCGGGACGGGCAAAGUGCGGGCUGGCAUGGGCGAUGCGAAGAGCAGAGCGAAAUUGUCAAAGGCGAACAAGCUGCGCACGGCAGCCCUCACGAAGGCAGCCCAGUCUUCGCAGACGUCGGGUACUGCUACUUCUUUAACGGUUACUCCUGUGCAAGGAUUCGAGCUAACCAACCGUGCGGCUGCUGCGCAGCGAGUCAAGGAGGCGAACGAGCGAUGGUUUGCCGGAGGUACUUUCUCGUUCGUGGGGCAGAAGGGAAGCACUUCGUCGAAAUGA